AUGUCAGGCCUUGAAGUGAUUGGCGGCAUCUCUGCCGUCAUUGGUAUCAUUGACACCUCAGUCAAGGUCUACAAGUCUGUCCGGAAUGAUGUCAAGUUACCGAAGACAUUCGAAGUUGUCGGGCAACGACUGCCUAUAAUCCUCAAUACCCUCCAAAAUUACAAAAGCCACCUAGAGCCAGUCAAAGACUCCAUGCCACACGAUGUCUGCAAUGCGUUGAUGGAGAUGAUCGACACCUGUGAUGAAAGGGCCAACAGAAUAAGAAGGAUAUUUGAAAAAGCCAUCCCGGAGGAAAGUGAUACAAGGCAGACGCGAUACCGAAAAGUGGUCCGGAGAAUUGGGAAAGGGAAUGAGAUUGAGGAGCUCAUGACAGAUCUCACUCAAGACGUCCAAAUUCUUGUCAAUCACCACGGAGUCAGACCCGUCGGGCCCGAGCAAAACGCUGAAAUCGCACAUAUUCUUGAGGAAAUGAAAUCCCUCAAAUCCUCAGAGGAUUCCUUUCCUAUGUUUUUUGACAGAUGUGGAGGUUCACAAACAAACAAUACCCACGGCAGGAUUGGGCAGCAAAUCAACAACAAUGCACCUGUUACAACCCAGAACAAUGCACCUAUUACCACCCAGAAUCACUAUAUGGGUAAGAGUGUCUUUUAUUGGGAUGGUUUCUCAUGA
Messenger RNA from Monascus purpureus, 669 nucleotides. The record is from the annotation of a GenBank genome assembly. NCBI's taxonomy places the organism in Eukaryota, Fungi, Ascomycota, Eurotiomycetes, Eurotiales, Aspergillaceae.